Molecule: messenger RNA, 1374 nt
Organism: Hirsutella rhossiliensis
Lineage: Eukaryota; Fungi; Ascomycota; Sordariomycetes; Hypocreales; Ophiocordycipitaceae
Product: fungal specific transcription factor domain-containing protein
Exons: 6
Coding region: 1-1374 (457 amino acids)
Biological process (GO): positive regulation of transcription by RNA polymerase II
Cellular component (GO): nucleus
Molecular function (GO): zinc ion binding; transcription cis-regulatory region binding; DNA-binding transcription factor activity, RNA polymerase II-specific
Source: RefSeq, a predicted model, not a curated record
AUGGCAGAUGACAAGAAGUGCUGGGAGUGCCUCAAGCGACGGCACGUCUGCGACCGCUCGCGCCCGUCGUGCAAGAAAUGCGGUGUUAGAGGCAUCAACUGUCCCGGCUACGACCACAAGCCGCUGAAAUGGAUGGCCCCGUGCCAGACAAAGGCCAAACGGCGCGGCGCCGAUCCUCCGAUCCGGCGUGGCGAGCGCUUGGCCGUUGCGCCGGCGCUCGAUGUCUGCCCCGAGGCUACACAGGCCUUGGAGGCUAUAGAGUACUACAAUAUCAACAUCUGCCCGGACUUGUUGACGACGGGGGCAGCCGGGUCUGGAAACCCCUUUUUUACAUCUCCCAAGCUUGCGCACGAAUUACCACCCACCAUUCUCCAGAUCCUCGCGUCCUCGGCUGUCGGCCAUCGUAUUCUCCAAAGUAGCCCGCGGCCUCGGUCCGAGAUAGCCGUACUCACCACCAAGCUGCAAGUCCACCGAGGCGAGUCGUUUCGGCUGCUCGCGCAAGCCAUGGCGCAGCCGGCGUCGCAAAUAAGCGACGAGACGCUCGUCUCCAUCCUGGUGCUGCUUCUUGCAGAGAUUCAGCAGUCCGUCGCGUCCUUUACUUGGCGACUGCAUCUGGACGGAGCCUCUGCCAUUAUCCGCGAGCGAGGGGGGCUGCCCGGCGUCUUUCUGUCUCGCCCAAUAUUCCGUCACCUGCUUCGAUACUUUGUUCUGGUAGACGUCAUGGGUAGCACUACGGCGCCUUGCGUCGAAGCUGAAAGGGCUCGUCGCCAGCUGGAGCUGGUGCCUUUACUGCCAGACCUGUUUGGAGAUGGCCUGCUCACUUGUUUCCCAUGUGCUCCGGAGCUGCUCCAGGACAUCAUCGCGAACGCGCUGCCGCUGCUUCAGCGCAUACGGCGCUUUUCGGCAUUGAGCUGGGCAGCCGAUGUCAAGAUGGCCAUGUGCUGUGCGCGAGAAGAUGUCUCGAGUCGGACAGGAGCGGCGGAGACGAGCUCCUGGGAUUGGCAACGUAUCGCACGUAUUUACCAGGCGGCCGUUGCACUCUAUUGCGUUUCGUCUGUCCUUGGAUGCGAAGUAUCCGGGAGCCGCGAGUCGAAGUCAGCCAAGAGCUACAAGGAAACCUGUGCUGGGGUGAGCGGCAUGAGACUCGAGUACUGCUCCGCUCUUGUCCAUGAUCUCCGCGCCGUGGCUGCCAGCUCGAACCUUCAGCUACGAAAGAUGACUAUCUGGCCGCUCAUGGUUGCGGGGAUCGAGGUUGACACGGCCGAUGAGGCCGCGAAGCGCUUCAUUGGGGAUGAAUUGGCUUGGAUCAGCAGCGCGGUGGGAAUUGCGUCGCCCCUGCCGGCGGAGCAAAACGUGGGCGAGUUUGUUCGAUAA